This is a messenger RNA of Artibeus jamaicensis (Jamaican fruit-eating bat), 3111 nucleotides long. It is a transcript of the gene USP4, whose product is annotated as ubiquitin specific peptidase 4. Gene Ontology annotation, molecular function: cysteine-type deubiquitinase activity. Gene Ontology annotation, biological process: protein deubiquitination. The coding region runs from base 50 to 2941 and encodes 963 amino acids. The record is from RefSeq and is a predicted model, not a curated record. NCBI's taxonomy places the organism in Eukaryota, Metazoa, Chordata, Mammalia, Chiroptera, Phyllostomidae. The transcript has 22 exons.
UGUGCGCCAGGCGGAUGUCCGGGUCGGCUGGGCCGGGGCCGCGGACGAGAUGGCGGAAGGCGGAGGCUGCGGUGAGCGACCCGAUGCGGAGACCCAGAAAUCCGAACUUAGGGCCUUGAUGAGGACCACGCUCCAGCGAGGGGCUCAGUGGUAUCUUAUUGACAGCCGGUGGUUCAAACAGUGGAAGAAGUAUGUGGGCUUCGACAGCUGGGAUAUGUACAACGUGGGUGAGCACAACCUGUUUCCUGGUCCGAUAGAUAACUCCGGACUCUUCUCAGAUCCCGAGAGUCAGACCUUGAAAGAACACUUAAUUGAUGAGUUGGACUACGUACUGGUCCCAGCCGAGGCCUGGAACAAGCUGCUGAACUGGUACGGCUGUGUGGAAGGCCAGCAGCCCAUCGUCAGGAAGGUUGUGGAGCACGGCCUGUUCGUCAAGCACUGCAAGGUGGAGGUGUAUUUACUGGAACUGAAGCUCUGUGAGAACAGCGAUCCCACCAAUGUGCUGAGUUGCCAUUUCAGCAAGGCGGAUACCAUCGCGACCAUCGAGAAGAAGAUGCGGAAGCUCUUCAACAUCCCUGCGGAGCGUGAAACGCGGCUGUGGAACAAGUACAUGAACAAUUCCUACGAGCAGCUGAGCAAGCUAGACAACACUGUCCAGGAUGCGGGGCUGUACCAGGGUCAGGUGCUAGUGAUUGAGCCUCAAAAUGAAGAUGGCACAUGGCCGAGGCAGACCCUGCAGUCAAAAUCAAGCACUGUGCCUAGCAGAAAUUUCACUACCUCUCCAAAACCGUCAGCAAGUCCCUAUUGCUCAGCGUCUGCCUCUCCCAUUGCAAACGGUGGCGGCAGCAGCACCUCCGGGAUGCACAGCUCCGGUGGCAGCAGGGGUGGAUCUGGCUUCUCUGCUUCAUAUAAUUGUCAGGAGCCUCCGUCCUCUCACGCACAACCUGGGGUCUGUGGCCUUGGAAACCUGGGGAACACCUGCUUCAUGAACUCGGCUCUGCAGUGCUUGAGCAAUACAGCGCCACUGACGGACUACUUUCUCAGAGAUGAGUACGAGGCCGAAAUCAACAGAGACAACCCCCUGGGGAUGAAGGGGGAAAUCGCAGAGGCCUACGCGGAGCUCAUUAAGCAGAUGUGGUCGGGAAGGGAUGCUUACGUGGCACCUCGCAUGUUCAAAACCCAAGUGGGACGGUUUGCCCCCCAGUUUUCUGGCUACCAGCAGCAAGACUCUCAGGAGCUGCUAGCCUUUCUUCUAGACGGACUGCACGAAGAUCUGAACCGUGUGAAGAAGAAGCCCUACCUGGAGCUGAAGGACGCCAGUGGGCGGCCAGAUGCGGUGGUUGCAAAAGAAGCCUGGGAGAACCAUCGGUUGAGGAAUGACUCUGUGAUUGUGGAUACAUUUCAUGGUCUCUUCAAAUCUACUUUGGUUUGCCCAGAAUGUGCUAAGGUUUCUGUGACCUUUGACCCAUUUUGCUAUCUAACUCUUCCACUGCCCUUGAAGAGAGAUCGAGUUAUGGAGGUCUUCCUGGUCCCUGCUGACCCUCACCACAGGCCUACUCAGUACCGCGUGACCGUGCCGCUGAUGGGGGCCGUGUCUGACCUGUGCGAGGCUCUCUCCAGGCUGUCUGGCAUCGCUGCGGAAAACAUGGUGGUCACAGAUGUGUAUAAUCACCGGUUCCACAAAAUUUUCCAAAUGGAUGAAGGUUUAAACCACAUCAUGCCUCGGGAUGACAUUUUUGUGUACGAGGUCUGCAGCGCCUCCGCGGACGGCUCGGAUUGUCUCCUGCUUUCCGUCUACUUCAGGGAGAGGAGGUCCCGGCCAUCGAGCACUUCUGCCGGGGCGGUGCUUUAUGGGCAGCCACUGCUGAUGUCUGUCCCCAAGCACGGGCUGACCCGCCAGUCUCUAUACCAAGCCGUUUGUGAGCGUAUCAGCCGUUACAUAAAACAGCCGUUGCCUGCGGAGUGUGGCAGCUCGCCCUCGGGGCCUGGGGCCUGCAGCGACUCCAGAGGCGGCUGUGAAGGAGACGAUGAAGAGGAGAUGGAGCACUUGGAGGAAGGCAAGGAGCAGCUUUCGGAAACCAAAGGCGUCUGGGAGGAGGAGCCGGGAAGUGACCCUGGGGAGACCACGCGGAAGGUCAAAGGGCAGUCCUGCCCCAAACGGCUUUUCAGCCUCAACGCUGUGAACUCCUAUGGAACGGCCGACAUAAAUGCACUCGAAACAGAUGAAGAGUUACUUAAACUCAACUCUGGAUCCACCCUGGCCAUGAACUGGGACUCUGAGGCCCGGAGCCUCUACUAUGAUGAACAAGAAUCUGAGGCCUUCGAGAAGCACGCGAGCGUGCUGCAGCCGCAGAAGAAGAAGAAGACUGCCAUGGCCCUGAGAGACUGCAUCGAGCUCUUCACCACCAUGGAGACGCUCGGGGAGUACGACCCCUGGUACUGUCCCAACUGUAAGAAGCAUCAGCAGGCCACCAAGAAGUUUGACCUGUGGGCCUUGCCGAAGAUCCUGGUGGUCCAUCUCAAACGUUUCUCCUACAGUAGGUACUGGAGGGAUAAGCUCGACACAGUGGUGGAGUUCCCAAUCAGAGGUCUGAACAUGUCCGAGUUUGUCUGUGACCCUUCAGCAAGGCCUUACGUGUAUGACCUCAUUGCCGUGUCCAAUCAUUACGGAGCCAUGGGGGUCGGUCACUACACCGCAUACGCGAAGAACAAACUGAACAGGAAGUGGUAUUACUUUGAUGACAGCAAUGUGUCCCUGGCCUCUGAGGAUCAGAUAGUGACAAAAGCAGCUUAUGUGCUAUUUUACCAGCGUCGAGAUGAUGAGUUUUAUAAGCCGCCUUCACUCACCAGUUUUCCCGGGUCCUCUGAUGGAGGGAUGGGACCAAGCAGCUCCCAGCAGGGCCUGGGGGACGAGGAGGCUUGCAGCAUGGACACCAACUGAGGCCGCCUCCACCACCUGCCACCCUCAGCACCAGUGUGGUCCCCAGGAGAACCUCUGACCCUCUGAAGACUACUAGUGUUUGGUCUAAAAACCAGAUCAGGAAAUUCCCUUCUUUUAUGAGCAGAAGAAAAAAAAAGACCCUUGUUUGUUCAGAAGAGUUAUGUCAAGAG